Knipowitschia caucasica is the source of this 2586-nucleotide messenger RNA. NCBI's taxonomy places the organism in Eukaryota, Metazoa, Chordata, Actinopteri, Gobiiformes, Gobiidae. The record is from the annotation of a GenBank genome assembly.
AUGGUGGCCAGCGCUCGCGUCCAGAAGCUGCUCCGGCGGUAUAGACUGGCCAUAGCCGCGGCGCUGACCAUCCUCCUUGUCCAGGGACUGGUAUUAUGGAGCCUGCGGAGCUUGGAGGAGGGCGAGACCGAGAGGAAGACUAGACGCUCCAAACUGCCUGACCACAGUAACCAGGAUCAUAAAAAAGACAGUGGCCUUUGGGAGAAGCAGAACUCUGUGCCUGGGAAGAGCAGGGGCAGAGGGAGCAGCCGGUUAGAGCGCACAGGGGGCACCGCAGCCAGCGCCCUGAGGAGGGGCACCAGCCGCAGAGUACCACGCCCGCGACAGAAGAACCCUGCGGAGCCCUACGACCCCUCCAGCAGCAAGAACUUCAGCGACACUCGCAGCGCCUCUGAGGGGGCCAGACUGCCCCUCAUACCUGGAGAGACUGGCAGUGUGGAUGGUGCUCACCAAGCUCCCAGCAGUGACUUUGUGCCAAAGUGUGACAUCACAGGCAAAGACGCUCUGUCAGCUCUCCAUCGAGCAGCAUCACAGCAGUGCAGACAGGAGAUUGCCAACCUGGUGUGUCAGCAUCAGGCUGGCCAGCUCAUGCCCCACAAACUGCCACAGUACUGCCCUAAGCUGGGAAUAUCCAACCCUGUGCAGGCUGUCGGGGAGCUGGAAAACAGCUUGUCAAAGGUGGAGAACCCUGUGAGAGUUGCAUUUGUCUUGAUGGUUCAUGGCCGUGCAGUGCGACAGCUCAAGCGGCUCAUUAAAGCCAUAUAUCACAAGGACCACUACUACUACAUCCACGUGGACAAGCGGUCUGGCUACAUGCACAGGGAGGUUUUGCAGAUUGCACAGGAGUACCCCAACAUCCGGGCCACACCAUGGCGCAUGGUCACCAUCUGGGGCGGGGCCAGUCUCCUGAAGGCUUAUCUCCGUAGCAUGCAGGACAUGCUUGCUAUGAUGGACUGGAAGUGGGACUACUUCAUUAAUCUGAGCGCCACCGAUUUCCCCACCCGAACAAACAGUGAAUUGGUUGAAUUUCUGACACAAAACCGAGACAAAAACUUCCUCAAGUCUCACGGAAGGGAGAACGCCAGAUUCAUCAAGAAGCAAGGGCUGGACCGACUGUUCCACGAAUGUGAUAACCACAUGUGGCGUCUGGGCGAGCGGCGCAUCCCAGAGGGCCUGGAGGUCUCUGGGGGGUCUGACUGGUUUGCUCUCACUCGCCGAUUUGUGGAGUACGUCAUGAGCUCCCAGGACGCCCUCGUGACAGGCCUCAAGCAGUUCUAUUCCUACGCUCUGUUGCCGGCUGAGUCCUUCUUCCACACAGUGCUGGGAAAUAGCCACAUGUGUGACUCGCUGAUCGACAAUAACCUGCGUGUCACCAACUGGAACAGGAAGCUGGGCUGCAAAUGCCAGUACAAACACAUUGUGGACUGGUGCGGCUGCUCACCCAAUGACUUCAAACCACAAGAUCUGAUCCGCAUCCAGCAAUUGGCACGUCCGACCUUUUUUGCUCGUAAGUUUGAGUCAUCCGUAAACCAGGAGGCCAUCGAAAUCCUGGACACGCACCUGUACGGGCAGUACGCUCCAGGCACUGUGGCGGUCAAGGCAUAUUGGGAGAGUCUGUUUGAGCAGUUGGACGGUGUGGGCUCCCUGAGUGACGUGGCCCUCACCGCCUACUCUGCCUUCUUCCGUCUGGCCCUGAACAACCUCAGAACUGCUCAGAACAGGGACUCUUGCAGGUUUGAGCCAGUUGGUUUCCCUGUGUCUGUCCGUGUGUACUUCCAUUAUGACCGAUUCCAAGGCUACCUGGUCCAGCAGGAGGUCCAGGCAGUCGGCUCUCUCGUCAGGGAGACACUGGAGAUGUGGGCUGUUCCACAGGCCACACUGGUCUUUGAAAAUGACCUUAAGGAGUUUGAGAAGCUCAAGAGCCUGGAAAUUGGUACAGAGUGGGAUCCAAAAGAGAGAAUAUUUCGCAACUUUGGUGGUAUCAUUGGCCCAAUGGAUGAGCCCUUAGCUGUGCAGAAAUGGGCUCGAGGGCCCAACCUCACAGCCACCAUUGUAUGGAUUGACCCUGCUCUAGUGGUGGCAGCUUCUUACGACAUCACAGUGGAUGUAGACGCAGAGUACACCCAGUACAAACCACCACUCCAGCACCCUCUCCGUCCAGGUAUUUGGACAGUCAUGGUGCUUAAGCAGUGGGAGCGUAAAGCCCAAGUCCAGUUCUUAGUGCUUCCCCUGAGCUUCAAAGACAAAGAGCCACUGCGCAAAGGAGAGGACAGCUGGCUGCUGGCAGGGCCUCCUGGUAACCAGUAUCUGGAGCAGAGCUUUGAUCAGCUGAGCACUGUGCUGAAGCUGCCCCCUCAGGAGCCCCUCAUGCUCAAAGCCCAACAAAAUGCCCAGUUGGUGGGGAAACGUCUGGAAAGCUGGCUAGACAGCCUUAUGGAGAGGUUUUGGGUUACUGGGGACAUGUGUGCCACUCAGACCUCCUCCUGCAGCACAUUGCCACAAUGUUCUCAAACAACGUGGAGCUCCCUGUCCCCAGACCCCAAAUCUGAACUGGGCCCAGUGAAGAGUGAUGGGCGGAUCAGGUAG